UCCCUCCGAUGCGAUAUACCAAGAUUGGGUACUUGCAUGUUUUGGACUUAGAAGAUUCAGGAAACAUUCUUUCGGUCAAGAUAGUCUCCUCCGAUAGAGGCUUCCCCAUCAAUGUUUAUGGCACUAUCAUCGUGAGAGACAGCAUUGACCGCAAGUGCAUAUAUCUUUUCAACCGUAGUAAGGAGGAUUACCGGACUAUCAACUCAGAGGAAGAAAGUUUGAUUUUGACUGGCCCGGGUCGAGGUUUGGUGUUACUCGAUUUCCUAUAUGUAGAGAUAAAUCUCAAAGUCAAGGUUGACGAAAAGACUCCAGGCCAGCAAACCAGUAAGGGCUUCGUAAGUAUCGAUGGACGAAUGCAACCUAGAGAUGAGAAGGUUAAUGUUGGUAGUGAAAGUCUCAAAAGCUGGUUUAGCAUUGUUGAGGUGAGGUAUGCAGCGAUUCUGAAUGCAGUGGAGGCCACCUUCGAGAUUGAGAUACUCAAGGGUCAUUUCUGUGGAGAGAUCAAAGCUGGCAUUGAGGGUGUUGAAGAGAAGAUUGUGAUCCAUAAUAGCACGGAAGAUGGCGUCGUUACUCGUGGUGACAGAACGGUUAUCAAGUUGCGGCGCCGUGUCAUGACCAUCUGUCUGGACAGAAUGUUCACAUUUGAGUUUGUUAGCGAGGGUUGCCGUCUGUGUGGUGGGGCUCCUAAGGCUACUAGUGAAUGGAAAGUGGAUUUCACACCACACCGCCGAGGUGACGACGAAGCAAAAGUAACUUGUGGUGCUGGUAACUUUCUACUGAAGGUCGUCUGGUCCAUGAUGGACAUAUUAGACCGUAGUCCAGUUGCUUAA
This is a messenger RNA of Brachypodium distachyon (stiff brome), 830 nucleotides long. RefSeq lists its product as uncharacterized. NCBI's taxonomy places the organism in Eukaryota, Viridiplantae, Streptophyta, Magnoliopsida, Poales, Poaceae. The record is from RefSeq and is a predicted model, not a curated record. The coding region runs from base 9 to 830 and encodes 273 amino acids. The transcript is spliced from 2 exons.